AUGACUCGAGUGUCGUUUGAAAUCGGGGCCGACGGCUGGAAAAACACCGACUGGGUCACGUGCUUCAUACCAAGAGCGCAUGGUUGCUUCCACAACAAGGUUGAGGAGAUUGAGAAUGCUCAAUGUGACCCACUUGGGAGUUGCCCUUCAAUCUAUCGGUGGGAAUACGUCAUUGAACACUUGCUAUACAAAGUAUAA
Messenger RNA from Plenodomus lingam JN3, 198 nucleotides. The record is from RefSeq and is a predicted model, not a curated record. Lineage: Eukaryota; Fungi; Ascomycota; Dothideomycetes; Pleosporales; Leptosphaeriaceae.